ACAGCGCUCAACACAGUUUUUUUGUUUGUGUUAGCUGAUGUUCGACUUGUGUGCCAGGGAUCUGCACCAUACUAUCGAGUAUUACAUAUUGUAUGAACAAGGUGAUCACGGUCCAGCUGUCAAAAGAUGUUAUCCCAGUGAUCUUUCUGAUGUAUUCAUUGAACGUAUCAUCGAAUUCGCAUUUUGUUGUGAUGAUAGACGUUUAUCAGUAGAGGAAUUUGUGAUUGUAUUCACAGAUGCCAAGGGCAUAUUGGAAUUCGUUUUUUGUUACCAACCAAACGAAAGAUUUCUGCUUUGCAUUUCAAGCAAAUUUCCUUGGUGUGAGUGCUUUCACUCUCUGCUAAGCAUUUUAUGGCAUCAUGGUCUUUAUCGUGAUGUUCACUGGUCCAUUAUGGAGCCAUUCUUCUCUCAUCUAAGUUCUACUAUUCCACCUCGUUUACCGAUCGAUCGUAUUCAAUGUGCGAAUCCAUUCAACCCGUCUAUGGGUUUUGUGCUCCGAAUUCCAACACCUCAAUCCCCACAUUAUUUGAACUACGUUAUCGAAUAUUACAAUGCAUUGGAUCUUUCACUGUGGAUACAUAUAUUUGUAAGCUUACUUUUGGAGCGAAGUUUACUAUUCUGUUCAAGACGGUUGACAAAGUUGACAGCGUGUGUCUUAACUUCUGUUUCAUUGUUGUAUCCGAUUCAAUGGGCUCAUUCAUUUUAUCCACUAAUUCCAGACAAAGUACUCGGUGUUUUGGAAUGUCCAGUUCCAUUUGUAGCUGGUAUACAUUCUUGUAAUUUAGAGAAGGCAAAAGAGCAUUUAACCGCUGGAACACGUUUAGUGGAUUUGGACUUGGGUCAAAUUUUUGUGCAUAAACCAACUACAAAUGAUUUACAUACUGAACAUAUGGAUAUGGAGUUGGGUACACCAAAAGCAAUAUAUAGUUUUUUACAUCAUCAAUUAAAAGAAAUUCAACGACAAUUAAAUGAGACGAUGAAUUCAAAAAAACUAAAAAAUGGUGAUUGGAAACAAGUUAAUGGUGAAAUACUUAGAUGUUUUGAAAGAUUAACUCAUCCAUUUUUUGAAUUGAUUGUUAAUCUCUUAGGCUGUUAUACAGAAUGUUUAAUUCGACGAGAUGCAAAUCCUGAAGUAGAUUUAAACGCUCUUAUCGCUUGCCAAUCUUGUCCUGGUUUAGAAUCAUUCCUGAAAUCUAUGUUUGAAUCACAAACAAUUCAGUUGUUCUUAGAUCAACGUUCCAGACGACCACCUGAUAAAAAAAUUGAUUUAUUUGAAAAUCGUGCGUCUCAAUUACGAGGUCAAGCUAAAAACACAUAUCACUAUAAAGCCACCGUAUCAUUUGGUCCAAUAUUUACAAGUUCAUUAUCAAAUAUUGCAUCAAGUUCUACUAAAUAUGAUUUAAAGCUUGGGCGUAAAAAAUAUAAUUUUGGCAGUCCAGAAUGGUUACGAGCUAAAAAGUUGAAAAAUCCUGGUCGUAUUUGUCAAAAAGGAUUACCAGAGUCAAAGAAACGUGUUAAAUCUGAAAGUUCUUUUACCUGGAAUAUUUUAUCACGAAAGGCUGAACAAUCACUGGUUUCGUAUAAAAAUAAUAAGUUUGGUUCAAUGGAUAUAAAUCCAAAGCAUACACCGAUAAUGGCACGUAUGCAGGAUAUAGAUCAUUCGUCUUAUCGAAAUCGUCCGAAUUCUUGUUUUGCUAAUACUACGCCCAGUUUUGCAUCUGGGACUCUUCUUAGUAGGAAUCAAUUUUUUAGAGAUUAUCAAAAUAAUCAGUUGGAAAUACAAACUGGUGACAGUCGUUCUUCAGAUUCUUCAUUCAAAUCAUCCAGUAGUCCAUCAAAUCAUUUUAAUCUAUCUGAUAUGGAAUCCCAUAAACCAUUAAAACGUGAACCGCCACCACGACCUCCUCCACCUCGUUUUCUUCAUAAUAAUAAUCAUAUUCAGUUGAAAAGUAUGCAUCAAAUGAAAUCACAAACUCUUGUUAAUGAAACAAGACAAUCAGUAUCACUGCCAAAAAAUGAUUUCACAAAAUCAUUCGCAAAAUUAAAUCGUAUCAAAAGCGAAAAGGAUGCUGGUGUUAUCUCAUCAGUAUACGGUGAAACAUGUUCACUAACUCACGCCAGACGCAAAACAUGCCCGUCCACUGAUAGCUUAACUGCAUCUUCUCCUCCACCGUUACCUCCACGUCCGCAUCUUCCAUCUUUGGAUUGGGUCAAACGUUCAACUACAUCUCUUCAACAUAUAGACAAAUGUUUAAAUAAAUCAGUGAAUGGUUAUUUGCGUAAUAGUAACAUGAACUUGGAUAAACCAAGAAAUGGAACAUCUUUAUGCCGACCAUUGAAAAUACCUAUAACUAUCAAUUCAUCUAGUCAGCGUAGUCGUCAUCAACUCACUGGUAAUAGUAAUGGAAUAAUUGUACCACGUUCUUCUGGUGCUAACGUUCCGCCACCAUUGCCACCUAAGAAAUUGUCACUGAAGGUUCAACCACCAUUAUUAUUGAACUCCAAUUCUUUAAAAUCUGUUUCAUCUGAAUCCAAUCCUAACUUAUUGAUGACAAAAUCUACAACAACAGACAGUAAACAACUAUCUCUAUGUGAACGCAGAGCUAAACGAUUUCAAAGUUUAAAUGAUAAAAGCUUACAAAUAAAUCCAAUCAAAAUGACUCUUCCAUUAAAACUGACACAAAACAAUAAGAGUAUACAAUCUGGACAAACAGACACCCACAAAAAACAAACAUCUCAUGAGUCGAUAUCACGAAUUAUAGAUGGUCUAUCACUUGAGUAUCAAAAAUCAAAUUGUUCCACACUAUCACAAUCAGUUUCAGAUAUUCACACUCGAUCUGGAUCGUAUUAUUCUAUCGCAGAAACAAAAACGAAUCCUUUAAAUGUACCAAUAAAAAAUUCAAUUUCAGAAUUAUUAUCGGCGAAAGAGUUGUCUUUAGAUGUUCAAAAUACUGACAGUAAUAAUGGCAAUAGUGGUGAACAUAGACUACGUGUUCGAUUAAAAUAUGGGACAACUUCCCCACAAAGAAGAAGUAAAUCAACUACUGUGCCAAAUUUAACAUUACAUCGUGCUCAUACUAUGUCUGAUUAUCAGCUUCCACGUAAUAAUUUAUACAGAACAAAAUCAAUGAAUGUACCAACGACUAAUUUUGCACCAAUAGCUUUCAUGGAAUCACAUCCAGUAGAACUACGUUGAUUAGUAUUUCACAUAGAAGAACAACAAAGACAAAAGGAAUAAACAAUAAGAUCUCUGAAUAUUAUUUGUUAGUAUUAGUUUUGAUUAUCGUCAAAAACGUUUUACUCCCACACAAAUUUAGGCUUGCUGAUGAGAAAAUAGCCAAAAAGGCAACUGAAGAUGGAAACUAUCACAAAUGUUAAGUAAUAUAUUUAUCUUUAUCUAUACUAUUUUAAUAUGUUAUUUGUUGUUGUACACUACUCAUAUAAUUAGUACCGCUGUGAUAUUUUUACAAAAUCAUAAUGAUAAUAAUGAUGUCACUGUCAAUUGUUGAUUAAUUUAACACUUAUCUACUCCCUUAUUCUUUUGUACAUAAGCAUAUUAACAUAUAUAUACCUCUGCAGAUAUAUAUAUAUUACUGAUAGCAAUGAGCAUAAAUCACGACAAAUUAUUGACUAUUUAUUAAAAUAUGCACCAUUCUGAUUUGAUCUUUGUGAACAUUACACAGAAACAAAAUAGAAUUCAAAUACUUUCUCUUUCUUUUUUUCGACAAAGAGUCUAUUACAAUUCAUUUACAUAGAAAAUCACUCGGAGUUUUUCUUAGUAGUUUUUCAAUUUCUUUUUCUCAUUUAGACAAAUGACUUGGCUUAUUCUAUUUUUAUUUGGGAUGAACAUAUAACGAUUGAAAUUUACAUUAAUAUCCCUAUAUUUAGAUGGAUUAACUGUACAUGGCUGUUUCUUGUUGCUUUAUUUCCUCUUUAAUUAAUGGAAAGUAACGUAAAUACAAUAUGGCCAAUAAAUGUUGAAUGUGGAGAAUAUUUUCUUUAUCA
Molecule: messenger RNA, 4005 nt
Organism: Schistosoma guineensis
Lineage: Eukaryota; Metazoa; Platyhelminthes; Trematoda; Strigeidida; Schistosomatidae
Source: the annotation of a GenBank genome assembly